Molecule: messenger RNA, 1308 nt
Organism: Acanthosepion pharaonis
Lineage: Eukaryota; Metazoa; Mollusca; Cephalopoda; Sepiida; Sepiidae
Source: the annotation of a GenBank genome assembly
AUGGCCCACCAACUGAGUGUAUUGCAGCAGAUUAUGUUGAACUUGAAUGAAGAGAGAAUGAAUUCACCACCAGAUCCAGCAAAGAACGCUAAUGACAUCACUGAACUUCAGAAAAUAGCCUUUGAUUUUGAAGGUGAGGUUUCUUCCCGAAAAACUAUAACUGUCAGUCGUGAUUUCACAAAGGAUACUUCAAAAGAUGCUAAGAAGCUUGGAUUUUCAAAUAUUGCAAAUCCUUUAGAGGAUUUUCAGCAAACUCCUCCUGGUGUGCUUGCUUUGGAUUGUAUGUUAUAUUUUGCUCGCUUCCACAGUGAUAAUUAUGUAAAAGUUGUGCUGGAGAAUUGUAGUCGUGCUGAUGAACAUGAUUGUCCAUUUGCUCAGGCUAGCAUUUAUCUGGCGAAGAUCCUUUGUGAAAUUCUAAAGAUUGGUGAACCCCCAUCAGAAGAGUGCAGUACCUAUCAUCGAAUUUUCUUUAGUCAUGAUCGGCCAUUUGAAGAAUUUUUCAGCACUUGUAUCCAGUUGUGGAAUAAAACAUGGAAAGAGAUGAGGGCAACAACACAAGACUUCCAGAAGGUGUUAAGUGUUGUCCGGGAACAGAUCAUCCGGGGUCUUAAUGACAAGCCACUUAAUUUUGAUGACUUUCGUGACCUCUUGAAGCAGUUCACCUAUGCUGAAAUUCUUAAGAAUUGGGAAAAAGAACGACAAAGUAAAGAGGCAUGGGAGUCAAAUGCACAGCCUAUCAUUGAGCUCAGGAAACAGGUCACUCCCAACAUAAUGGAAAUGAUAAAAAAGCAACGAAUGAAUUUUAUGAUGGCAGGAACAUUGUUCUCAAAGAUUAGAGCCAGAGGAAUUAAAAAGGAUAAGUGGUUCUGGCGUUUAUCUACAAACCUGAAAACUUUCCACUAUGGCGACUGGAGUUCUGAAUCUAUCCCAACAAUUGAACAGCUACCAAAUAAGUUAUCAGUUGUUGAUGUUAAAUCCUUGGUAGUUGACAAAGAAUGUCCUCAUGUGAAAGAAGGAACUCGCAGAAAGAAUAUUGUAGUUAACCUGUCUUUCUCUAUGAUCCCUGUAACCUGUGACCCUCAGAAUUUUGUUGCUUCAAGUCAGCAUGAAUUUGACAUGUGGACUGAUGGCAUUAAUACUCUUCUUGGAAAUCCGAUGGGGAGUAAACAAAUGAAAGAAGACUUAGAAAUGCUACUGGGCAUGGAAAUAAAAUUACUUCUCCUGGACACAGAGGGCAUUCCAAUUCCUAGUGUGCCACCACCAAUUCCACCAGAGCCAGACAAUUUGGACUUUUUCUAUAAAAUCUGA